Lachancea fermentati is the source of this 423-nucleotide messenger RNA. NCBI's taxonomy places the organism in Eukaryota, Fungi, Ascomycota, Saccharomycetes, Saccharomycetales, Saccharomycetaceae. The record is from the annotation of a GenBank genome assembly.
AUGGCGUUGAAGGUCUCUCCAUUGACGAAAAUAAUCUCUCUGUCAGGCUUCCUGGCUCUCGGGUUUUUGCUAGUUAUAUUGAGCUGUGCCUUGUUCCAUAAUUACUACCCACUUUUUGACAUUCUGAUCUUCCUUCUAGCCCCUAUUCCAAAUUCACUAUUUAGCAAGCACAACGCGGAGUCCCAUGAUUUCAUGAACGAAUCCUCAAAUAACGUUCAAGAUGUGGGCCACUUUUUCACAGGGAUGUUGGUCACAAGCGGUCUUGCCUUGCCAACGGUUUUUUACCAUUGCCAGCUAAUCAACCACUACAGCUGCAUAAUGAGCACAACUGGAGGUGUCAUCAUUUACUUGAGCAUCGUUGUAUUUUCUUGGUUCUUUAACACUGGAUGGGAAGACGAUGAAGACGGGCUAUUUGGCUACUAA